Molecule: messenger RNA, 2375 nt
Organism: Frieseomelitta varia
Lineage: Eukaryota; Metazoa; Arthropoda; Insecta; Hymenoptera; Apidae
Product: lariat debranching enzyme-like
Exons: 9
Coding region: 134-2080 (648 amino acids)
Biological process (GO): mRNA splicing, via spliceosome
Cellular component (GO): nucleus
Molecular function (GO): RNA lariat debranching enzyme activity
Source: RefSeq, a predicted model, not a curated record
AUGGCGACUUUAGGUUAGAAUGUACAGUUAUCAAACUUGUAUCUUAAUUUUUAAUAAUAUUACACGAUAUUUAAUCAUAUCACAGUGAAUUUGAAUUUUGAUUACACAUUUAAGUGAGAGAAAAAAAAUAAAAAUGAGAAUUGCUGUAGAAGGUUGUGCACAUGGUGAAUUAGAUAUUAUUUAUGAAACUAUUCAGGAAAUAGAAAAAGUUAAUGGAAGAAAGAUAGAUUUACUUAUUUGCUGUGGAGAUUUCCAAGCAACAAGAAAUUUAAGUGAUUUAAAUUGUAUGGCAGUACCUGAUAAAUAUAAAGAUAUGUGUACCUUUUAUAAAUAUUAUUCUGGAGAAAAGGUUGCUCCUGUGUUGACAAUAUUUAUUGGGGGUAAUCAUGAAGCUUCCAACUAUCUUCAAGAACUACCAUAUGGAGGAUGGGUAGCUCCCAAUAUUUAUUAUUUAGGAUAUGCUAGUGUGAUAACAGUAGGUGGUAUUAGAAUUGCAGGAUUAUCAGGUAUUUAUAAAAGUCAACAUUGGAUGCAGGGACACCAUGAAAAACCACCAUAUACUGAAAAUACAAUCAGAAGUAUAUAUCACACCAGAAAUUUAGAGAUAUUUAGAUUAAAGCAGCUUUCUGGUAAUAUUGAUAUUUUCUUGUCACACGAUUGGCCAUCAGGCAUAACUAAAUAUGGAGAUGAAAGUAUUUUAUUAAAAGGAAAACCUUUUUUCAAAAAUGAUAUUGAGAAUAACAUGCUUGGUAGUCCACCAUGCAUGGAACUUUUGAAACAUCAUUACCCAAGCUAUUGGUUUUCUGCUCAUUUACAUUGUAAAUUUGCAGCUCUUGUUCCUGAAAAAGGAGGAACAAGAAUAACUAAAUUUUUAGCCCUAGAUAAAUGUCUUCCGAAAAGAAAAUUUCUUCAAGUACUUGAAAUAGAACAUAAUUCUGAUUUACCAUUGAAGUUACAUUAUGAUUUAGAAUGGUUAACAAUAUUAUAUUUGACAAAUCAUUUAUUAAGUGUCAAAAAUGGAAUUCAUUAUAUGCCUGGACAGUAUGGUAAUAUUAGAUGGAUAUUUACACCAACUGUAGAAGAAAAAGCAAUAAUUUUGAAUAAAUUUAAUUGUAAUUUACAAAUUCCAUUGAAUUUUACACAAACUGUAAAACCAUAUAAUCCCGAUAGUACAGAUGUAUCAGUGGAACCACCACAAUUGAUAGUGAAUAAUCAAACAACUCAAUUUUGUAAUACUUUGGGUAUUGAUGAUCCAUCUGUUUUACUAUUAUUAAUGAAUAAUAUAAAAGAGUUGAAAUCAAAUGAAUCAUUGAUGGAAACAUCAUUUGAACAAAUAUCAAGUUCUCAUGAAAUUUCAAUUUCAUGUGAUGAAGAUAAUGUCUUAAGUUCUACAUUUGAUGGAAGUAUAGCUAGUCGAACAUCAUCAAAUUUAUCUCCAAAGAGUAACAUUGAAGAACAAGAAUCAGAAAUAAAUAACAGUAAAGAUGUUGAAAGUUUUAAUAGUUUAUCAUCAGGAAUAAAUUAUGAUUCUACAGAUGAUAGUAAUUAUAUCAUUCAAACUGAACCAAAUCCGAAUAUGGAUAAAUUAACAAUUAUUUCGGGAACAUUGUUUCUUGCCGCCGAUGUAUUUGCAAUUGUUAGUCUUGCUAUGCCCGAUUGGAUUAUUACUGAUGUCGGUGGAGACACGAGACUAGGACUGAUGUGGUCAUGCAUGACUUUGUAUAAUAGACAUCAAGUUUGUUACAGUCCAGAAUUGCAACCAGAAUGGUUUAUGGCUCUUGUUUGUAUUUUUGUUGGUUGCAUUUUAAUAACAGCCACUAUAAUAUUAUUAGCUAGUUCUCAUUGGGAUCGUAAUGUUAUUCCUUAUGCAAGAUGGGUGGGAUUUACAGCUAUGGUACUAUUUUGCUUAGCAGCUGUUAUAUUUCCAAUGGGUUUUCAUAUUAAUGAAAUUGGUGGACAACCAUAUCAAUUACCAAAUUCACAUCAAGUUGGUAUUUCUUAUAUACUUUUUGUUUUAGCUUUAUGGAUUACGGUAAUUUCAGAAUUAUUUGCUGGCAAAGUUUGUCUCCCACAUUUUUAGCAUCUUUCAUUUUCUGAAUGUAUCUCUUGUAUCUGUCUGAUAUUGUUGAUAGUUAUUACGUAUUUCGUUUGUAAUUAGUGUAAAGAAUAUGAUCUGUUAUUAUAUAACUAGAAAUAAGUAAUUAAUAGAAGUAUUAAAGGGUUUUUUUAUAUUCUUUAUUUAUUAAAAUAUAUCAUUUGAUUGCAAUUUUUUAAAAUGAAUUUUAAAUGUUCUUAUAGUAUUAUGAUAAAAAGGAGUAAUAACAAUAUGAGAAAUGAAGUGUCAAUAUUUGAAACAAUAAAUAUUUUUUAACAAA